UCACUCUCGAAAAAAUGCUGUUGUGUGGGGAGCGAGAGCGAAGGAAGAACAUCUCUGGUUAUCAGCAAUUACCUUCGUUCUCAGCAACUACACAAUCUCCCCACCACCAAACAGCCACAACCCCAACUAACAGCCAAUAAUGCAAUUUAAUUCAUCUUAAUUUUGUUCAGCUAUCUUCAUUUAAAAAAAAUCGUCACGUAUCAAAAUGAAUGGCAGUACCAACUCCGAGUCUUCCAGCCCGUACCGCAUCUGUAACGCCUGUCGGAAAGUGAGCGCAAAAAAGGAAAAGGGACUGAGAGCGCGGUGUUCCUCCAGCGGUCCCAGCGCCUUCAUUCCAGAGGAUGAGAUCUUGGAGGCCCUCCCCAUCGAUGCCUGCACUGAGCUGCUGUUAGCGGAGGCCUACUCCCCGAGCGGGGGAUUGGACCACCUGACCCAGGUGAUGGGCCUGCACCCCCAAUACCUGCAGUCCUUCCUGCAGAGCCAGUUCUACCUUCUGUGGAUGGAUGGGCCCCUGCCCUUGCACUGCCGCCAGUACAUCGCUAUCAUGGCGGCGGCCCGGCACCAGUGCUCCUUCCUGGUGAAGAUGCACGUGCAGGAGUUCUACCAGAUAGGCGGGCCGGUGGAGUGGCUGAGGGGCCUGCAGUACGCCCCUGAGAGGAUGAGGAAGCUCAACGACAUCAACAAGAUCCUAGCACACAGACCAUGGCUUAUCACCAAGGACCACAUACAGAGUCUGGUUAAAACUGGGGAGAACAGCUGGUCCCUGGCAGAGCUGGUCCAUGCUGUGGUCCUGCUGGCCCACUUCCAUGCCUUGGCCAGCUUUGUGUUCAGCAGCGGCAUCAACCCGGAUGGGGAGGAGGACAUAGAUGAGCGGAGCUUCCAGUCUAUGUGCAAUUGCUCCUGUGACCUCGCUGAUAACUGCAGCCUGGAGCCAGAGGGCAUCUUUCGUGGCAGCCUUGAGAUGACGGACUCAGUCAGUGAACUGGAGGCCUUAAUGGAAAGAAUGAAGAGACUCCAAGAAGAGCAGGAGGAGGAGGAGGCCUCCCAGGAGGAGAUGGCCACUCGCUUUGAGAGGGAGAAGAAAGAGAGCCUUCUAGUGGGCUCAGGAGUUUUCAAGGAAGAGGUGGUGCCAAAAUCAAAAGUCUCCCAGUUUGUGGAGGAUUCCACCUUCCGGUAUCAGGACUUUGCCAGACGUGCGGAAGACGACCUGCCCACUUUCCGAGCUCAGGAUUACUCCUGGGAAGACCACGGUUUCUCUCUGGUAAACCGGCUGUACUCUGACAUUGGGCUCCUGCUGGACGAGAAGUUCCGCACAGUGUGCAACCUGACGUACUACAACAUGGCAACCCACGAGGACGUGGACACCACCAUGCUCCGCCGUGCCAUCUUCAACUACGUGCACUGCAUGUACGGCAUCAGGUAUGAUGACUACAACUAUGGGGAGGUGAACCAACUGUUGGAACGCAGUCUGAAGGUCUACAUCAAGACUGUGACCUGCUACCCAGAGAGGACCACCUGUCACAUGUACCACAGCUACUGGCGCCAGUUCCGUCAUUCCGAAAAGGUCCAUGUGAACCUGCUGCUCAUGGAGGCCCGGAUGCAGGCGGAGCUUCUGUAUGCCCUGCGAGCCAUCACUCAUCACAUGACCUGAGGGGACGCACUUCGCCUGCUGGCCCACACUAAACCUCCACAUACCUAUCCCUGCUGUGGGCCUAGCUGGAAUAAAUGAUGGGUUUAAAGUGGAUAGGGUUAACUUCAUUCCCAAAAUAUCUAUAUUUUAGUUCCCCUUUCUAUUUACUCCAGAGUGGACCACAGCACUCAGCACUAUUCUAAAAGAAAGUUGAAACAAAAACAACACAGUUGUGGAGGAGACGUAUCUGGGGUAAUGACAAAAAGUUUCUUCCUUCUUCUCUUAUUUUUAUGUACUGUAUUCUGAUAAGAUUCUUUUUUUUACCAUUUAGACAAAACUGGCAGUAGUGCAGUUUGUUGAUGCGCUGACAGUUGACUUGUCAUGCUGAACCUAUUAGAGCUGAGUAUGCUUUUAAAGAGCAUAAUUACUGUAGUACAUAUUUCCACCAUAAGAUCAAAUGGCUUAUGCAGAAUGAUAUAAAACUGUGGUCAGGAUUCAAUUAGAGCAGUAAAUACAUUGCUCGCUAAUCUUUUUCAUAACAUGAGAUGUAUCAGUCAUGUACCUUGUGUUUCCAACUCAACAUCUGGCUAGCCAGGAAAUAGGGAUUUUGCAGUAUGCCUUGGAAUGAAAAUAAAUAUUGUUUUAAAUACUUAAAUGGAAGGGGGGAGGGGGGAUUCUCACACAAUUAGUAAUGUACUGUUCACUGGCUGUUUUCUCUGCUGUUUUACCAAAAGCAGAAUUGUCUCAUUUAUCAAGUGUCACCAAGUUGCCUUUUCCUUUGUUUGAUCACCUGACUUACACUUUGGCUGCUUUGGGGUGAAAGGCCUCAUUCCUGAAAGAUACAGCUGAAACAUUGGCACAGAAAAGUGGCAAAGUGCAGACACACUGCUUUAAGAUCUAUUGUAAAAGCCAGAGCCGGAUAAGACAAAGUAUAGUUGGACUGGAUGGAAGACAGAACCAAGUACAUAAUAGUGAAUAAUCUAGAACUGAAAUGAGAGACUGAAGCAAGUGUUUUUGAUCAGAGUAGGAAUAAGACUGAACCAAACAAUUGUCAACAAAGUAGAACUAGACAGAAUAGAAUUUAACCAAGGAAUACUGAACAAAGUACAGAGUGAGAUUGGUGAGACUGUACAGUUUUGUUCUUUUUGUGGAAACACAGGAUGCUCUUUUCUUUCUGUAUAAGGUACUGUCUGUUUGAAUGUGCAAUAUACAUUAUUCCUUAUUUUUGUCUUAUGUUUUAGAGCUAGGAAGACUGCAUUAAAGGAAAAAACUAAGCUGAGAUUAAAAUCUCAAAAAAUAUAUAUUUUUUACAUUUUGCACAUAUGUAAAGGUCCCAUUUGAGAUGGGAUUCAGUUUGACAGAGAGGGAUACCUGUUUUCCUCAACAUUGGUUUCACUUGAUGGAUAUUAUGCCUCAUAUGAAUCAAUGCAUGUACCACUGACGACUAAAAAAAUGUGAAAGAAAUCUAUGUGAAAGAAACCAAAUUUGUUGGUUUCUGUACUUUCUUGUCUCCGAUGUAUAUCAUUUAAACCAUUUAUAGCAUGUUGUUGUAAUGAUAGCAUACUAUGAACAGUGCUUUUUGCCUUUUCACAUUUCAAAGCAUUUUAAAGCAUUUUCAGUAUUACCAUCGUGGCUGGUUGAAUUCUUAACCAGUUGUUGUGAAGCUGUGAUCCCCUGCAAUGUCAUCUAAUUAGGUGGUAUGAUUUAUUACAGUGCUUGUUUUUGCAACAGAAGGGUGCAUAUUAAUUUUUCCAUUGACUUGCAAAUGACAGUCAUGUCUUAUAUGUGAUUGUUGACUCAAUACUUAACACUGGCAUAGGAAAACAUGAAAUCAAUCUACAUAUCACAUCUUACUAACAUUUUACUGACAGUUCUUUUUGGUGCAACCAGUUCUCUUGUCUGUCUAUGACACAUAAAGUGAAUGCAAAAGUUUAAAGUUGCCAAAGUUUGAAUCAUUCAACGUACUGUCCAAGAAAACCUUAAUAUAUAUUGAUGAGUUCAUAUGGUAAUAUGCCAUUCUAUUCCCCUUUUAAGCUGUAGGGAUAUGAAUAUUGUUAAAGAUUCAUUUAAACAGGUAUAACAUUUUCAUAACUUUACUUUUUUUCCCUGAAAGAUUUCAGCAUCCAUCCAGGGAAGGAGCAUAUCUUGUAUUUCACAAGUGGAGGUGAAGUCACUAUUAAUUUUUUGUUGUUGUUGUAAAUCUGCUCCAAAAAUAUUUUUCCUUGCUUAUUUUGUAACACAUUUUGUUCUCGACAAAUACAACAGCAUAAAUAAAUUUACUUUCUUGA
Messenger RNA from Anguilla rostrata (American eel), 3918 nucleotides. RefSeq names its product sestrin-3-like. The record is from RefSeq and is a predicted model, not a curated record. Gene Ontology annotation, biological process: positive regulation of macroautophagy; cellular response to leucine starvation; cellular response to L-leucine. NCBI's taxonomy places the organism in Eukaryota, Metazoa, Chordata, Actinopteri, Anguilliformes, Anguillidae. Gene Ontology annotation, cellular component: nucleus. The transcript is spliced from 10 exons. Gene Ontology annotation, molecular function: L-leucine binding; oxidoreductase activity, acting on peroxide as acceptor. Bases 206 to 1651 code for a protein of 481 amino acids.